Molecule: messenger RNA, 4652 nt
Organism: Photinus pyralis (common eastern firefly)
Lineage: Eukaryota; Metazoa; Arthropoda; Insecta; Coleoptera; Lampyridae
Product: cadherin-86C-like
Exons: 4
Coding region: 286-4272 (1328 amino acids)
Biological process (GO): homophilic cell-cell adhesion
Cellular component (GO): membrane
Molecular function (GO): calcium ion binding
Source: RefSeq, a predicted model, not a curated record
UUAUGUGGUGAUAUCACCUACAAGAUUCGGUACGCGAAUGCGGCGAACUAUAGCGAAAAAGACGGAAAAGUUUGUAUGCUUUGUUUUUAAAUAUCGUGAAACGUCGGUAAACUAUUAAUUAAUUUAAAUUAACGAGGGUCAAUAAUGCUUUUAACAUGACACGUUUGUGAAACACGAAAUCCAUCGAAAGCAAUAAAAUAAUAAUGUGUGAGAAUAAUUGAUUGCGAUUAGGGUUGGCGUGCACACUAUUAAACGACGGAUGUUACGAAGAACAUUUUCUUUAUAAUGUGGUGGUUCUUAAUAUUACACACACCACUUAUGGUCUUAUCUUACCCUCGAUUUGAUCCGACCGCAACUAUGCAAAACGCAUUGGUACCAGCGGACGCCGCAGUUUCUUCUGUUAUUUACCGUUUACGUGCCACCGAUACCUCAUUUGAUUUUCCUUUAGAUUUUCUUUUAGAGGGCGAUAGUACAAUUGUGUCUUUAGAAACGUUAAAUUGCAGUCGAUUUAAUUCGGUCUGUCAAGCUAAUGUUGUACUGCAGAAGAAGUUGGAACCGGGCAGAUUUUAUGAUUUUAUUGUAGCCUUGAGGAACCCAAGAGGUAUGACAGUAAGGAUGAGGUGUUCUUUUCGGGCAACAAAUGCCACGACCCCCAUUGCUGACAUAUUUCCUGGAGCACCGUCGUUAAUUCAAGUGUCAGAGGCUGCGAAGCGAAAUACGGAACUAGGUGUCGUUAUAGCACGCGGAAAUCCGGCCCGAGAAAAGGGCGCGUUUGUAGAAUUGUGGGGAUCGUCUUUGUUUGGUCUCAGACAACGUCUUAUUAAUGAAAGGGAUGCUGAAGCGGCAAUUAUACUCAUUGGGUCUUUAGAUUAUGAAACUCAAAGAUCGCAUCACAUUACCGUUUUGGCCAAUGAUGCAUGGACCGAGCCUGGAAAUGAUUCACGCAACAUCGCAGCAUGGCCGUUAUUAAUCGCAGUUUUGGACGAGCAAGACACCCCGCCAGUUUUCACAUUGGCCCCCCCGGUAACUGUGCUGGACCCAAAUAUAAAACCGGGCGAUUAUAUUUUAACAGUUCAUGCAGAAGAUGGCGAUCGUGGAAAUCCGAGAGCCAUCCGUUAUGGUUUAGUAUCAGAAGGAAAUCCAUUUACUUCGUUUUUUAACCUGUCUGAUGAUAAGGGUAUACUAAGACUCGCAAGGCCCGUUUCCGAGAUUCAAGCAAUAUCGCAUGUUGGAGCGCCCGUUAUUUUGACUGUAGUCGCUGAAGAAAUUCGCGUUGGGGCCGAUGAACCACCGGCGUUAUCUACAUCUGUUCAAAUUGCGUUACUUCCACCUCUUCCAACAGGAAACUCCGUCCGUUUCUCAAGUCGAUUAUUCACUACGGAUCUUGAUGAAAAUUCGCCACCGGGAACCAAGUUGAAGCUACCGAAUGCGGAAGUCAUUGGGGAACCUGGAGAGCUGUUCACCUUAGAAUUAAUGCAUAACAACGGCACGUUUGAUAUAUUGCCCAGCGUUAUUAAAGGAAGGGGAAAGUUUUCCAUAGCCGUGCGAGACUCUAGGCUGCUGGAUUAUGAAGAGGCUCACACCGUGCAUUGUGUCAUUGUAGCCAAGCAGUUGGGCAGCGAAAAUAAUUCUAUAUCGGCACCUCUGAUAGUAACACUCAAUGAUGUUAAUGAUAUUCCGCCCAGAUUUCACCAAUUGGAGUGGAGCUCGUCAAUCCUUGAAAGUGCCGAAAUCGGUACUAGUGUAUUAAAAGUUGAAGCCACGGAUGUAGAAACAAAAUCGGGAGAGCAUGUCAGAUACACACGUUUGAUAGGGCCAAACAACACGUUUUUUAAUUUAAAUGCCAAUACCGGUCUCGUAACAGUGGCAGAAAUGUUGGAUGCUGAAAGCAUAUCCAAAUUUGUAUUUACAGUGGAGGCUAUCGACGACGAUGGCAAAGGCCUUAAAGCAAACGCUUCUGUGGUUAUUGAAGUCAUCGAUGUUAAUGACGAAAUACCAAAAUUUGAAAAGAAGUUCUACGAAUUCAUUUUGGAUAAAAAUCGAAAACAUUUCACCUUUCCAGCGUUUAUCAAAGCCAUAGACUUAGAUUUAAUGCCACCGAAUAACGUGGUACACUAUGAACUUAUAACACCUGUCUCAAAUUUAACAUUAGACAAAAAUACAGGUGAACUAAGAGUAAAAACCACGUGGAAUCACAAUGAGAUGGUAAUUGUAGAAGCUCGAGCAUGGGACGAUGGAGUGCCUAGAUUGUCAGGCAAAUGUGAAAUUCGGAUUUACCCACCAGGAAGUCGUACGGCAACCAUCACGUUUAUUGUUCCAGGUCUUAAUCCCGAUCGACAGGAAAUUGAAACCACGUUACAGAAGUUAACAAAAUCUAAAGUUAUGGUUGAAGAUAUUCAUCCUUACAAAGAAAAUGAGGGCGAAGCACUGUCAAGUAGUCAAGUGGUUGCAACGGUUAUAUAUGGUCCCGAUACAAUAAUCGACAUUGCAAAAAUAGAAGAGGUCUAUCGCUCAAGGAGACGCGAGGAUAUAACUGAAGUGGCAGGUAUUGCGUGGCCGUGGUGGAUCCUUAUUGCAUUGGCUAUAAUUCUUUUAAUUAUAAUUAUUAUACUGAUUUGCUGUUGUAUAUGUGCGCCAUGUCCGUUGUAUAUUCCUCCCCGUAAACGAAAGACAGGAUCUGCAGAAGUAUCAAAGUUAAUUGUGCGCGGUUCUGGACACGGAUUUUCGAGUAAGUCCGUUCAAGUUGCGGAAUGGUUUGGUCGAAGAGAAGCUUGGACACCAGAUGGCGCUGUGGUUGAGAAUGAAGCUGAGUCAUUGCGACGCCAUGAGUUUGAAAGGGGAUCUGAACGAGGAGGAAAACGCGUUGUUCAUAAGACGCAGCUCAUCAAAGAUGAUCCCCGUGAACAGCUUUAUAUCAGAGAAGGCAAUACUGAUAUACUUAGAUUAAUUACUCGAGGCGGGGAACAACACAGACCUAACACAUUGGUUGAACAAUCGGUUGGGGAUGACAAUGGCAAAGAAAUUCUUAUGCGAAGAUUUAUUGAUCAACAGCAGAUGACAUCAAGGGCGCCUCCGGCAACCUUGCCCAACGAAAUUGCCCAGAACCAAAACGAGCACGAUCAACUGGAAGCUACUUUAAGAGAGCAGAACAAUUUAUUAAAACAAAUUCUUUUAGAACGGGAAAGAGAGGUUCGACUAGAAACACAAUCUUUACCCGCCGGUACACAAACAGACAGAGACGCGUUUACACAAACGGAACCUCGAUAUUUACGGCCUCCGAGGCGUUUAAUUAGGUCGGAUAAUGAUGCAAGCGAUGGAAGUGAAGAUGAAAGCUAUGGAACGAGGAAAAGGAGAACCUCGACAUACGCGACAGUACGAAAAAAAGACGGGCCGCCUUUUAAACGAAAAAUACGCACACCUAUUCAAGAAGAAUCGGAAAGUAACGUUGAAACUGCCGAAUUACAGGAAGCUUCUAAUAGAAGCGAUCUAGAUCGACUGCGGUUGCAAGUCAUCAAAGAACUCCUAAAUGAACGAUCUUCCAAAAAUAGGCCGACGCGAUCCGCGAUCCGUAAGGAGGUUUUAAAAGAAAUUGCGGCGUCCUUAAUGAAUUCAGACGAAAACGACAGCGAUCACGAAUACGAUGGACCAGUCGGUCAAACACACCUGUACCGACAUCUUUCCGAUGAUAGCCUUGACAAGGUCACCUACGUUAGAGGAACUGGUAAUAAAAAACCUACAGAGCCCCAGCGGUAUCACUCUGAGAAUGAUCUUCAAAACUUAGCAGAUAUAGAAAAUCUACAUAAGGGGCGUACAAUCAAAUCCGUAAGUCAGUCUGAUAUAAUUAAAAGAUCUAAAACGAGAACAAACCGAAAGAAAAUUGAAAACUUAAAGCCACGUUACAUGGAGUGGUACGAAAAAAUGCAACAAAACAACUCCGCUCGACUAGAAAAGGAAAAACCGGGAACUUCCGGUGUGAGCUCGAGGCAAGUGGCGAUGGAAGCUAAGAAUCAAAAACGGAAUAACCACACGACCGCAUCAGAGACCUCUAGUCAAAUAAGCAGCAAGAAUGGGCCGGAACAUCGAUUAAUCCAACAUUCUGCAAAUAGAUUCGAACCUCCGCCUUUGAGCAGACGAGAGGACGAUGCCGAUUCUGGCAUUGCUUUGGUACGGCCACCAAUGGCGGAAAAGAAGAGUGUAUUUUCGAUAGCGUACGCUGAUAUACAAAGGCAAACGCGUCAAUUAAGGCCGGAAAGCGGGACGCCUCCUACUUGAAAAAUUAGGAAUUAUAAGUAGGUACUCCAUUGGUUUAAUUCUUAUCCGAUAGGUAAAAUUCAACGAUGAACUAGUGUAAUAUGUCGUUAAAUCAAUGAAGUAGGCACUUUUAUUGUUAGUUGUAGGCAGUUACUCAAGGGUCAGGUUAUAUCUAGAGUAUAGUAUUUUGAUACAAAGACAUCGACGUUAUUUUUGCCAAGUUGCCAAUAAAAGGUGAUACCUAGUGAUUUUAAUUUUGUAAUGCGCGUGUUUUGAAACUCAAUGCUUUUGGAAUGAGGGUUACCAGUAAUUGGGGCUGUGACAGAAUAGUUUUUUUUUUAAAUCUAGUAUCUUGGGUUCAUACUGUUGAGCACGACAGAUAUUUGUAACGUGCUUGCAUA